UUCACCCGGCCCUAUAAAUGUAUGUACGCCAAUCGAUAUAAUAGUUGUGCCAUGCGGAUCGGAUCUCUUUCUACUAAUUUCUUUCAAACUACACCAAUCGGCGAGGCUAGAAGCGAAAAAAUCGAGUAGGAGAGCAUAUAUACAUAGAUGAUGUCCGCACCAGCUAAUUUGGAGACGGGGGGAGAAGAGAAGAAAUUAGAAAUAGAGAAAGAGAAAGAGGUGGAGAGUCAGGUAGAGGUAGCAGAUACUGAGUCAAAGCCAUGGAAAGAGCAAAUAACAGUGAGAGGGUUGGUGGUGAGCAUGGUGCUUGGAAUCAUAUACAGCAUAAUAGCCAUGAAGCUCAAUCUCUCGGCUGGAAUCGUUCCUAACUUCAAUGCCUCUGCUGCCCUCCUUGCUUUCUUGUUUGUCCGAAGCUGGAACAAAGUUCUCCAAAAGGCUGGUUUUAUCUCCAAACCCUUCACCCGGCAAGAAAACACCAUCAUACAGACUUGUGCUGUCUCAUGCUAUAGCAUUGCUGUUCAUGGAGGAUUCGCUUCUUAUCUUUUGGGAUUAAACAGGAAGACGUAUGAGUUGUCUGGAGUUGGGGCUGAGGGUAACAAUCCAAAUACUGUUAGAGAUCCUGGAUAUGCUUGGAUGACUGCCUUCCUUUUUGUGGUUUGCUUUGUUGGCCUCUUUAUCUUGAUUCCACUCAGAAAGAUCAUGAUAGUUGACCUGAAGUUGACGUUUCCUAGUGGCUUGGCCACAGCUGUUCUCAUCAAUGGUUUCCACACGCAGGGGGACAAAAUGGCCAAGAAGCAAGUUGGUGGGUUCCUGAAGUAUUUUUCCAUCAGUUUCAUGUGGGGGUUUUUCAAGUGGUUCUUCUCAGGGACACAGGGCUGCGGAUUCGCGCAGUUUCCUACCUUUGGAUUGAAAGCUUGGAAGCAAACAUUCUAUUUCGAUUUUAACAUGACUUAUGUGGGAGCAGGGAUGAUUUGCCCCCACCUAGUGAAUUUGUCUUUGCUCCUUGGAGCUGUUCUAUCUUUUGGAGUGGUAUGGCCGCUCAUUGAUCUUCGUAAGGGAGAUUGGUUCCCGACCAAUUUAGAUGAGAGCAGCAUGAAAGCCUUGUAUGGCUACAAGGUCUUCCUGACAGUUGCUCUCAUCCUCGGUGAUGGCUUAUACAACUUUGUCAAGAUUCUAGUUUCCUCAAUCCUUAGCGUACAUGAAAAAAUUAAGAACCGUAAAAAUGCAGUAAGCGGUGAUCAGCAGGGGGAUAACGGUGAAGAGCUUAAAAAAAAACAAGUGUUUCUGAGGGACAACAUAUCGAUGUGGAUUGGAACCGGCGGAUACAUAGUUUUGUCGGUGGUAGCCAUAAUUGUAAUCCCACAAAUGUUUCCUCAGCUGAAGUGGUUCUACGUGGUGGUCGCAUACAUCUUAGCGCCAUCCCUGGCAUUCUGUAACGCUUACGGAACGGGCCUCACCGACAUGAACAUGGCACACAAUUACGGCAAAGUGGCACUCUUUGUUAUAGCAGCUAUGAGCGGGAGAGACAACGGGGUGGUGGCAGGACUCGUAGGUUGUGGUCUGGUUAAAUCUGUGGUCUCCGUGGCUUGCACUCUGAUGCUCGAUUUCAAAACUGCGUAUUACACCUGCACUUCUCCUAAAGCAAUGUUCAUAUGCCAAUUAGUGGGCACUGCGUUGGGAUGUGUAAUAGCUCCCCUCAGCUUCUUUCUGUUCUACAAGGCGUUCGAUGUGGGGAACCCGCAUGGGGAAUUCAAGGCUCCCUAUGCUCUCAUUUACAGAAACAUGGCAGUCUUAGGCGUCGAAGGUUUCUCGGCACUUCCCCACCACUGCUUGCAGCUCUGUUACGGGUUCUUCGCUUUCGCGGUGGCUGUGAACAUGGUCAGAGACCUCUCCCCCAAGAAGAUUGGGAAAUGGAUGCCUUUGCCCAUGGUAAUGGCGAUACCCUUCCUUGUUGGUGCUUACUUUGCCAUUGAUAUGGCCCUUGGGACUUUGGUUGUUUACGUGUGGCACAAGCUUAACUCCAAGAAGGCUGAGGCCAUGAUUCCAGCAACUGCCUCUGGACUCAUUUGUGGGGAAGGCCUCUGGGCUCUCCCUGCUUCCAUUCUCGCCCUUUCCAAAAUUAAACCUCCUAUCUGCAUGAAUUUUCUUGCUUCCUAGAACUUGAUCAUCAACUACAUCAAACCAAUAAAUGCCAUGAUUAGUUAGUGUUUGCAGUUCCACCUCAUACCCCCAGAAAUAGAAUACUACAAAUAUUCCUAGUGUCUCGUCAUUGGGCUUUGGAACAUUGUAUUAUUGCUUACUACAACUUAAUUCGUAGCAAAAGUCAGUUCCUGUUAUUGAUCUCUUGGAAGGGAAGAGAAUUAAUUCGACUUAUUUGUGUAAAACGUCAACAAAUGAUUUAUUAAGAGAGCUGAAAAGUUGUCUAUGAUAUAAAAAAGUUAAUUUAAUUGGUA
This is a messenger RNA of Glycine soja, 2453 nucleotides long. RefSeq names its product metal-nicotianamine transporter YSL1-like. The record is from RefSeq and is a predicted model, not a curated record. Gene Ontology annotation, molecular function: iron-nicotianamine transmembrane transporter activity; oligopeptide transmembrane transporter activity. Gene Ontology annotation, biological process: seed development; response to iron ion. Gene Ontology annotation, cellular component: plasma membrane. The coding region runs from base 148 to 2157 and encodes 669 amino acids. Lineage: Eukaryota; Viridiplantae; Streptophyta; Magnoliopsida; Fabales; Fabaceae. The transcript has 7 exons.